Messenger RNA from Vitrella brassicaformis, 2617 nucleotides. The record is from the annotation of a GenBank genome assembly. Lineage: Eukaryota; Vitrellaceae.
AGCCAGCCCGUCGCAAGCAUGUGUCUCCCCCUCCCUCCAGGCAUCAGUAAGUCGACCGAGGUGAGGCGCUGCAGCAGCCCUCACUCGGUUGGCCAAUGGAUGGCGGGGGCAAGGGAUGCACACAAACAAAUCGGGAGCUUUCAACCUGUACAAGCGCAGUGCGCAUCCCCAUCCCCCAUUCCCUCUCCCUCCCCCUCUCUCUUGAGCUCGUCUCAAUGCAUCAAGGCUACCCGCGGUCGUGUGUGUGUGUGUGUUCAUUAUCUGUCAGUCAUUGAAGAGGAUGAAUGCACACACAACGACCCGUACCAUCCGAUGGAUACAUCAAAGCAGCCAGGCAACGCACAGCACACUCAUGGAUCAUUAUGAAUCACACAGUAGCGCCACCCAGACGCAGAUCACAUCGGUCACAUGAGAUCUACAGCCGAGGUUGAUAAUCGAUGGGCCUCUCACCGAUGUGUGUGAGAGGCCGUCAUCCGGACGCUGAGCUACCAACAGCAGCUGCUGCACCCGCGCCCUCCGCCGUCCGCUGGCGCUUCCGCUGAGCACACACAGCACACACACACACACACACCAGCAGCGCAGCCAAUGAAUGCAGCCAAUGUGCAUAUGUUGUGUCAGGUCUUAUUGUGUACCUGUUGGACGAAGAGGGCGAAGUCUGAGUCGAUCCCCUCGCGGGCCUCGUCGUCAUCGCUGUCGAGGUCCUCAUCCUCGUCGUCGUCACGGUUGUGCUUGAUGCGCCGGUGCUCCUCGUACAACUCACGAAGCACCUGACCGACCACCACCACCACCACCACAGCAGCAGCAGCAGCAGCAGUUGGGCUGUCAGUGUCGUGCAGUGUUGUGUUGUGUUGUGUCGUGUUGUGUUCAUCUCUCUCUCUCUCUCUCUCUCUCACGUUAGGUUUGGUGGUAAGUGCUUCGACGGCAGGGUCGUCCUCAUCUGUGAGAUCCAGGGGCGCCGCACUGGCCAUCGCCGCGGGCACGGCAGCCUUGACCUCACGCUUGCGCACCACCUUCACACGCAGCCCUGCAUGUGGAGGCACGCACUCACCCUGUGUGUGUGUGUUAUAUGGUACGUACCGUCCUCGGUGCGGCCAGCAGCAUCUAUCUUGAGUGCACCCAUCACGCCCUUGCGAUUCUGCUCGUACGACAAGUGGUCCACCAAAUAGAUCUUGCGCGUCCCUAGGGGGACACACACACACACGCAUAUGUACGUGUGUGCCACGAAUCGCCGCCAUACGCAGAAUCAACAAGAUUGCCGUUGCCUACCUAUCUUUUUGAUAUUGAACCAGACGUCCACAGUGCCGUGUCUGUCCUUGAACUUGGGCAGCACCUUCAGCCCUGCGUCGGCGCCUGUCUCGGUGACGGCCGAGUGGGUCUUCUUGGCACUCUCGGGCACCUUCUCGGACGCCUGCACGCGAGAGAGGGAGGGCGUGUGUGGUCGUGUGUGCAUAUGGGCAUGCAUGUUGGCUGCAGGCAGGGUAGAGGUCACUCAAGUACCUUGUCGAACAGCUGGACGGUCUCCGGCAGGGGAGCCUUGCACUGCUCGCCAUAGAACUCUGUGUUGGUCUUGUUCUCGAUGCGCACCUUCCAGAACGGCACCGUGAUCACCCCCUGCGCUUCCAGCCAGCUGACAUACGCAGACCCACACACACAUACACGAGCAGCAUGUAAGCAGAUGGAUGUCGGGCUGGGGUGUUCUCGCAUGCAACGCGUACGCAGGAUUGAACUGGCUCGCAGCAGCGUCUAUCGUGUCCGGCUUGCAAAAUGUCUGGCGCAACAAACACACGCAGAGCACACGCAGCGAAGACACAACCACGUGCACACCAGCCAGCACCCGCACACCCUCCCUCACCCAUCCACCCACCAUUUGUUUGUGCUGCACACAGUAGCUAUCCACCGAUGCGUCCACCGACACCGGCGCGGUGGAGACCGUCUUGGAAGUGCCCGCAGGCAACGCCAGCCACUGGAUCUGCAAGCCAUCAAGCAGAGCUGGGGAGAUGAGGAGAUGGAGUCGGCUCCCCUAUCACCUACCUUUUGGCCAUCUAUCCACAGCUCCGCGCUCACCGGAUACGCACGGUUGUUGCGCACAGUCACCUACAGGCAGGCCACACACUCAUACAUAAGGCACACCAUCCCCACCACCACACAACCACACAACCACCACCACCGCGGCACCUGAUAGGCUUGUCCAGGCUCCGCCACCACGUAGUCGACAUCAUGCGCCGGCUGGAGGUAGGGCAGUCGGCGGAGCGGCCUCCCAGGCUCCGCAACCGCAAUCUCCUGGAACCAAGGCAACAGGACAAACGAAUGCUCGUCGUCCAUCGUGUAGAGCGACCAUCUUGCGGCCAUGCGUAUCUACCACAAAGAGAUUCUUGCAGCCAUACGCGCGGUUUGGUGUACGCGUGAUUGUGCCCUCCGCUGCUGGCGCCAGACAUACUUCUCAGCUGCGUAUUAUUCACCUGCCGGCGCCGCCGGCCGAAGGUGCUGUGCUCGAAGCGGCGCUUCCCACCGUCAGCCAGCCGAUGGCUAUACAGUACCCAUAUGCCGAUGGAUCUGUCAAUGCCGAUGGAUCUCUAUCAGCUCUCUAUCAACCUCACGCAUGAUGCACAGACAGGAG